Messenger RNA from Anarrhichthys ocellatus (wolf-eel), 932 nucleotides. Its product is annotated as cullin-associated NEDD8-dissociated protein 1-like. Lineage: Eukaryota; Metazoa; Chordata; Actinopteri; Perciformes; Anarhichadidae. The record is from RefSeq and is a predicted model, not a curated record. The annotation marks the transcript as partial. Gene Ontology annotation, biological process: SCF complex assembly. The transcript has 7 exons.
UGCCAGCUUCAUGGCCACUAACGACCUGAUGCUGGAGCUCCAGAAGGACAGCAUCAAGCUGGAUGAGGACAGCGAGAGGAAGGUGGUGAUGAUGCUGCUCAAACUGCUGGAGGACAAGAACGGGGAGGUCCAGAACCUGGCGGUGAAAUGCCUGGCUCCUCUGGUGAGUAAAGUGAAGGAGCCUCAGGUGGAGACGAUGGUGGAAACGCUGUGUUCCAACAUGACGUCAGACAAAGAACAGCUGAGAGACAUCUCCAGCAUGGGACUGAAGACCGUGAUCGCUGAGCUGCCUCUGUCUUCAUCAGGUUUGAGCCUGACGGUCAGUGUGUGUAAGAAGAUCACCUCCCAUCUGAUUGGUGCCAUGGGGAAACAAGAAGACGUGUCGGUUCAGCUGGAGGCUCUGGACAUCCUGUCGGACAUGUUGGGAAGAAUGAGUGGUGCACUGGUCAGUUUUCACAGCUCUCUGCUCUCUAGUCUGCUGCCUCAGUUAACCAGCCCCAGGAUGGCGGUCAGGAAGCGCUCCAUCUUGGCUCUCGGCCACCUGGUGCCCUGCUGUAGCCCCGCCCUCUUCUCCCAGCUGACUGAACACCUGUUGACAGAGUUGGCCAAAGACCCGCCCACUUCGAUGACGAGGACGUACAUCCAGUGCCUAGCAACCAUCAGCCGUCAGGGUGGCCAUCGAGUCGGAGAACAUUUAGAGAAGCUGAUCCCGAUGGUGGUGAAGUUUACUGGUGUGGAAGACGACGAGCUGAGAGAGUAUUGUUUCCAAGCCUUUGACGCCUUCAUAUGCAGGUGUCCAAAGGAGAUGUCCCCCCAUAUUGCCACGGUAACACAGCUUUGUCUUAAGUUCAUGACUUUUGACCCGAACUACAACUAUGAUGAUGAAGAGGAGGAAGAAAACAGCAUGGACAUAGAGGAAGAGCUGGAGGAAG